Molecule: messenger RNA, 952 nt
Organism: Macroventuria anomochaeta
Lineage: Eukaryota; Fungi; Ascomycota; Dothideomycetes; Pleosporales; Didymellaceae
Exons: 1
Coding region: 16-468 (150 amino acids)
Source: RefSeq, a predicted model, not a curated record
CAGCCCAGAACCAUUAUGCCGCCAAUACCCAUCGUUGUCUGUGGCCGUAGCCCAGAAAUCGCAAACAAAGUCAAGCAAGACCUGCAGCCAGAAUAUGACGGUACACUACGGGCAACCCGUCUUCUUACCUUCCAUAUUGCUGACUCAUCUAUAGUCGUCAAGAUCGUUCUCUCCCCCGACGCGGGCAUAAAAGAGAUCCCCAAGCUGCUGUCAGGCCAGAACCCACCCGUCGCUGUAGCCCUCGGCGGUGCAUUUGACGAUGCGACGGUCGAAUCCUUGCGUGACGCAGCAAGUAAGGCUGGCGAUGUGGUUUGGAUACGUGUCGACAAGAGCAGAUUUGGAGAGAUGCCGCCGAUGGAUGAUAAAGAGGGUUUCGGUGCGGCACUAGCGAAGAGGAUCAAGACUUCUCUUCAAGAACACAAAGUUGGGCAGGACGGAGGGGAUGAGAGCGGAGUGUACCUGUGCUAGCCACUUGAGGUUCUCUAAGCCUUUUAGUGCUUCUUGAAUAAAGGCAAAUCUACUCUGAAACGCUUUGGAUGUGCACACAAAGCCAAUAAGAACCGCACAUCCCACGUACCUCCCCACACCGCAAGCCCUAUAUGUUUGUUCAAGGAGCGUAGUUGGGAGCUGGCCCUCGUUGUACCGAUGUGAGCGACUUACUAGCCGACUCGUGCGCCUCAGAGUCGCUAAAUAGAGUCCGCCAGUCGGCGACACUGAGCGACUUCAGUUCCUUGUCAAGUGCUGCCUCCCUAUUCAUGGUGAACCAGACCCUGACAUCGCACGGUGGACCAACUAGUUCUAUGUAGGCAUUCCCUGUACAUCAGAACCCGUUCUCGUCCUGAAAUCCCAACGGCUUAGGCAUCGAGGCGGAAACUCGUAUUUGAUUGACCCUUGUGGCCAGGGCUUCUUAGCGUCCAUGUACACGACAGCAACGGUGAUGUGGACGAGGUGA